This is a messenger RNA of Malaya genurostris, 25833 nucleotides long. RefSeq names its product BTB/POZ domain-containing protein 3-like. Gene Ontology annotation, biological process: neurogenesis. The record is from RefSeq and is a predicted model, not a curated record. Lineage: Eukaryota; Metazoa; Arthropoda; Insecta; Diptera; Culicidae. Gene Ontology annotation, cellular component: P-body; cytosol. The transcript has 5 exons. The coding region runs from base 1406 to 2368 and encodes 320 amino acids. Gene Ontology annotation, molecular function: protein binding.
CUGUUGUUGUAGUCUAAUAUUAUCAGUAUAUCGAAUAAAAUUUAAAUAUCUAACACUUGUGAAUUAUUUACAGCGAAAUCAAAGUGCGUCCAUACUUUCUGGGACAGUCUUUAAGAAGACCUAAAUUACAACGAAACGUCUUCACAUGAAGCGAAAAUUGAUUCUCCAUCCACCUUUCUCACCCUACUGUAUUCCCUCGAACUAUUAUCUGUUCUCAUUUUGAAGAAAUGGCUCAUCGGUAGAAAAUCGAGCUCGGUUGAAACAAUAUAAGAAAUGGAAAAACGAAUUUUUAUUUAUCCCACCAAUAAGAAACAGUACAAUUUCCUAAUUAUCGUUUUUGUUAUUCUUUAGGAAGAAAUUAAUUAGUAGCACGUGUAUGCAUUCUGAUAUAUAUCAGGCGAUUUAUCAGCUCAUGAUACUUUUCAUUAUACAUGUUGUUAUAGGGGGCUGGGGUCCACUAGGAGAUUGAUAGUCCUUCUUAUCCUUCUCCGGACAAAACCAGCCUAGAGGCCGUGUGGGAUCCGGCGGCAAAAAAAAAACUAAGCCAAGAAUAGUUCCACUGGGUUCCUGCUUCCAUGUCGUACAAGGCGACAAUUGCAGGAGUUUCUUUUUUCCUUCAGUUAUCAGAUGUUUCCAACGUUUUCACAUCUGGUUACUCUAUCAGGUGUACAACUUAGCUUCGGCCGUUUUUUUUUCAAAUUUUAGAUGUAUUUUUCAAAUUAUUGUCCGUCGCUAGCGACAACUUUCUCCAAUUUUUCCGAAAAUUUUCGGAUCCCGGCUCGAAAAAAGGAGUCCUUUUUUGACGCUAUCCAUGAAGCAAUCCAUUUUUCCAACUCUUCGAAGGAUUGAAAAUGUUGAUCUGCCAGGCCGUGUGCCAUCGAACGGAAUAGGUGGAAGUCAGAAGGGACUACAUUUGGGGAAUACGGCGGGUGGUGCAAGACUUCCCAUUUCAGCGUUUCCAGGUACUUUUUGAUCACUUUUGCGACGUGAGGCCGAGCAUUGUCGUGUUGGAGGAUGACUUUGCCAUGUCGCUCUUGAUACUGUGGCCGCUUUUCAUUUAGCGCGCGACUAUGGCGCAUCAGUUGCGUUCGGUAGCGAUCUCCUGUGAUGGUUUCACCCGGUUUUAAGAGCUCUUAGUAAAUUGUUAUUCAUCUUUGAAGGUUUUUUCUUUUCCACCAUCAUGUUUGUCAUGUCACUUUAAGUCUAGUCACAGUUUUUCUGAAGAUUGUAGUGUGCCAUGCAACAUGAAAAUCGUAGCAAAAUAUUCAUUUCCGCAGUUUACGCUAUGCCUUUUUCGUUAGUAAAAGAGUUUUAGUUAUGAAACUUAUUUUACGUGAAUGUUAUAAGUUUUCAAUAUCAGCAACAUUUUAUUGAUAACUGCUACUCUUGAUUCAAACCACACAAAAUGACGGAUACUAAAACCGUGAACGAUGACUACAGAAAAGAAAUUCCAUCGCGUAUGCAAUAUCUGUUUGAGACAACCAAAUGGACGGAUUGUCAGUUUCUAGUUGGACAGGAGCCUAUCAUUGAAACAUUCGACGCUCACAAGUUGGUAUUAUCCCUGGCUUCACCGGUAUUUGAAACAAUGUUUCACGGUGCUUUAGCUGAACAGGGUAACGCACCGAUUCGUAUUGUUGAUUUGGAGCCCGAUAUAUUCCGAAAAAUAUUGCAGUAUAUGUACACAGACAAAUUAAGCCCAAACUCGAUAGAUGUAUUUAAAAUUUAUUACGGAGCCAACAAAUAUAUGCUUCCAAAGAUAAAAAAGCAAUGCACUGAAUAUUUAAAAACAAACAUUGAUCUCAACAACGUUUUCGAUCUGUACGAUUUCGCAACAUUUAACGACGAAGCUGAUCUAAUGCAGUCUUGCAAAAAUAUGAUAACACUAUAUGCUGAUGAGCUACUGAAUAAACCAAGCUUCUUAGAGAUCAAACUCAGCACAUUUAUAAUGAUACUGGAGCAGCAAGCAAUGAACAUCAGUUUUGAGUUGAGCCUAUUCAGAACCCUUAAGGCAUACGCAAUCAAGCAUGGAUUGGUGCGACGAGAUCAUUCAAGCCAAGAAAAUUAUCGACUUCUAAAUCUAACUGAAACAUCUGCGGACGAAACCGGCAAUCAGACAGCAGUAAUGAAACUACAAACGAAGGAACCCACUAUUGACGAUGCUCUGUACAGAAUUCGAUUCCUAGUUAUACCAGUAGAUGACCUUGCCAAUGAAUUAGCUGGAACGAGUCUGCUAUCGUUAUCCGAAAUCGGUGCUAUUCUAAUGAACUGUUUGACACGGUCAAGUGGUUUCCCAAUGCCCGCCAGGUUUUCAGUUUGCCGAGAGUCAAGAACGCGGAUUAAUAAACCUGUAACGUCCAUCCGACGAUAAUAACAUUUUUCGGUCGUACUCGUUAUUCACUACCACUCAAAGUAAUUGAAUGAACUCAACUAAUCCAUUAGAACAAUGAUUGGCCCAUUUUGAUAUAUAAUCAUUCCUGCAGCUCAGUGUAGUGACUUUACUUAAUUUUUCUAAAUAUUUCAUCGUAAAAUAGAGAGAAGUGGAGAAGAAUACUGUAUUUAUCGUUAGAAGAUUAAAUAAAAUGUUUAAUCAAAGUCCAUUCGAGUAACCAUCUAUAGAUCGCAAAAGAUUGAUUCAAGCAUCCGAAAAAAUCUGAGAACCGUGAGUAUUUUGUAUUUGUAACAUACUUCACAAGUUAGGGAAGACCGGGGCUGCAGUUCAAUAAAGGCUUGGCCCUUAUUACCGUUCUCACUUCCACUUUCACAUUCACUUCACUAACAUGUCACUUUACUUGAUUUCACCUAUUACCAGUAUCACGCAUAGUGAAGUAAUCACUUUAGUGUAAAAUAUCAUUUUUUCCAACAAAAAUUUUGGUGAUUUGAUGUUCGUAAUAACAACAAGUUCAUCUAAGUAAUUACUUUUUUCUCUGAAUCGACUUUCGUGAUGAAGACCUACAUUCACUUUACUUUCACCGUGAAGUGAUACCGAUAAUAAGGUAAAAAUCUUGGUUUUCUUGAUUUUUUCACCGUGUAGUGACACCGGUAAUAAGUGCCUUUAUCACUGUCAACUAGUAGGAUAAAGAACAAGAUUAGUUCUUGGGCUGCAUCCAAACAUGACAGCUACUGGCGCAGCUUGCAAACUUGCACUCAGACAACAUCAUUUGAUUUGAAUCUGAAAAUGUCGAAAUGUCGCAUUUUUCCAAGCAUCAUUGCAGUAUUCCGGUCAGAACUCUGACUGGAAAUUGCAAACUCAACUAUUACAUGGCUACUAUCCAGGGUGCUGAGUAUUGUUCGUGUGAAUGAGAUUACGGUACUUCAUAUCAUCUGAUAUGUAACUGCCCCGCAUUGACGCAACUACGUAUCCGGGUUUUUGGUUCUCCAUACAUGGUUGAAUCUGUGUAUGCGGAGCUAAAAUUGAAGGAUAUUCUAUAGUUUCUCACCCAAUGUGGUAAGAAGCUAUAGUCAGAAGGGUUCAUCGUUCUUCCUGGAGUGAAUUAAUCCUUUCUGUUUCUACCUUGAAAGAUUUUAGCAGAUUGUUUGGCAUCAUUUAUGGGGUGCCGAAUUUUUUUCUGUGCAAACAUUUGUAAAUCACUCUACAUUCUCUUCCGAUCAGGAAAAUGAUGAGAAGUUACGGCAAGGCACAGCUAUCUGAAUAAUUAGGGGAAUAUGCCAUUUGCACCAAUAAGUUCUGAUUCCUGCUUCUGAAUUCCGCAGCGAUGGGUUCUCCGAUGCCGUUAAACAUGGACAAUGUGAAAAAUACAUAAUGUUUAUUAGCUACUAACCAGUGAAAGUACGCGAGCAAUCAGAUAACACAAGGAUUAAUACUAAUAGGCGCACAUGCGGACAAAAACUCGAACGCGAACGCACUUCGGAAGCGUGUUUGCUAAUGCUGAAUUGAAAUUCGUUACAUUUUUGGAGACGAUUGGUAACUGUUGAUCGGACCUCGACCUACGACUGCCCGACAGAGAUCAGAAUGAGGCAAUGUACUGAAGCAGGCACGACUGAGCCGAUGCAGCCUAGGGGGAGACUCAAUAGGUAGGAAACGUCAGAGCGGCUGUUUUAUUGAGAUUGUCAUGGCAUAGUUUUCGUGGACUACGUCGAAAUAGGAACAACCAUCAGCUGCAUGUAUUACUGUAAGAAGACCUAAAUUGUAACGAAACGUCCUCACAUGAAGCGAAACCGCCAGAAUCAACAAUCUCGGGCUCCAAUUGCUUCUCCAUUCACCUUUUUCACCCUACUGUAUUCCCUCGAACUAUUAUCUGUUCUCAGUUUGAUGAAAUGGCUCAUCGGUAGAUAAUUGACCCCGGUUGAAACAAUACAAAAAACCUGUUUUAAUCCACCUAGUGGUGUAAUGAUGCCUUUUUCAUAUCAAUCAUACUAUCAUAUAUAAUACUGUGGUAUUCUUCAAAAUAAUUUUCUUCGAUUCUUAAAAGAAUAACCGAAAUCAGUUUGUUUGACCGUCUACGAUAAAAACUAUCAAUUGGUGAAGAUUUUAGGACGAUUUAGAAUUUUUUACGGUUUUUCGCCCUUAUCAGUGAUGGUAUAAAAAUUUUAACACACUUUACCCUAUAUUUCCGGAUCCAGAAGUUGGAUCCGGGUGAAAUUCAGGAAUUACGUAUUACGGGCUACAGGACCUUUCAUUUGAAUCUAAGUUUGUGAAAAUCGGUCGCGCCAUCUAUGAGAAAAGUUAGAAUACAUAUUUUCACAAUUUUUUGCACAUUUUACCCCAUAAUUCCGGAACCGGAAGUCGGAUUCAAAUAAUAUUCAGGAAUUUUGUAUGGGACCACAAGACCUUUCAUUUGAAUCUAAGUUUGUGAAAAUCGGUUCAGCCAUCUCCGAGAAAAGUUAGUGUAAAAAAACGUUACAUACACACAGACAUUUUGCAUACUCGACGAACUGAGUCGAAUGGUAUAUGACAAAGGUUCAAAAGUCGGUUUUCACAGUGAUUGCAUAACCUUUCUAUAUGAGAAAGGCAAAAAAUGGAAAAACGGAUUUUCAUUUAUCCUACCUAGUUUAACAGUACAAUUCCCUAAUUAUCGUUUUUGUUAUUCUUAUGGAAGAAAUAAUUUCUAGCACGAGUAUGCAUUCUGAUAUAUCAGUCAAUUUAUCAGUUCGUGAUACUUUACAUUUUACAUGUUGUUAUAGGGGGCUGGGGUCCACUAGGAGAUUGAUAGUCUUUCUUAUCCUUCUCCGGACAAAACCAGCCUAGAGGCCGUGUGGGAUCCGGCGGCAAAAAAAAAACUAAGCCAAGAAUAGUUCCACUGGGUUCCUGCUUCCAUGUCGUAAAAGGCGACAAUUGCAGGAGUUUCUUCUUUCCUUCAGUUAUCAGAUGUUUCCAACGUUUUCACAUCUGGUUACUCUAUUUUACUAGAUUAUUUCUUCAUUAAACAAAUUUAUUUAUUUUCAAAAAUAUUUACGACAAAAUCAUUUUUUAUCUAUGCCCAUCUAGCUUCUGGGAAGAGAUUUAUUUGUCUUUUUUUCUUCUUCCAUGUUCAAUUUAUGUUAUAAAUUGAAUAAUAAAAACCUUUCGCGAUGAUCCGUUAAUAUUACAAUAUUAAUAACAGAGCCAACACAUAUUGGUAUAUUGAAUAAAUUAGUAGGCAAAUACUUGCUUGUUUUAUCAUCUAACUCCCGAUAACCGAUAGUUAAGGCUGCGUAUCACAUGUUUCUAUUGAAACCAGGUGAAUUAAAAAUUUUCUCUCGGUAGUCGGCUGCCCAGAUCAUCCAAUAUAACCAAUUAAUCAUUUUUCGUGUUGAUGUAUAGUGCAAAUAAUAAGCAAUCAAGAUGCGCUUUCAUUUGGCAAUUCGAAAUGACUUGAUCUAGUCUAUAACAGUUCGGCUGAAAAGUUCGUAUCGUUUAAUAGAAACACACAUUUUUUUUGCCAAAAUUCGUUUUUAUUAUUCAACAUAAUUGCCAUCAGAGGCGAUACAGCGAUUAUAGCGAUCUUCCAACUUUUCGAUACCAUUUUUGUGGUACGAUUUGUCCUUUGCCUCAAAAUAGGCCUCAGUUUCAGCGAUUACCUCUUCAUUGCUUCUACAUUUUUUACCAGCGAGCAUUUUGUUGAGGUCUGAGAACAGGAAAAAGUCACUGGGGGCCGAAUCUGGCGAAUACGGUGGAUGAGGGAGCAAUUCGAAACCCAAUUCGUUCAAUUUCAGCAUGGUUUUCAUCGACUUGUGACACGGUGCAUUGUCUUGAUGAAACAAAACUUUUUUCUUCUUCAAAUGAGGCCGUUUUUUUUAAAUUUCGUCCUUCAAACGCUCUAAUUACGCUAUAUAAUAGUCACUGUUGAUGGUUUUUCCCUUUUCAAGGUAGUCGAUGAAAAUUAUACCAUGCGAAUCCCAAAAUACAGACGCCAUAACCUUACCGGCCGAUUGUUGAGUCUUUCCACGCUUUGGGUUCGGUUCAUCGCGUGCAGUCCACUCAGCUGACUGUCGAUUGGACUCCGGAGUGAAAUGAUGGAGCCAUGUUUCGUCCAUUGUUAUAUAUCGACGAAAAAAAUCGGUUUUAUUUCGAUAUAACAGCUCCAAACGCUGCUCAGAAUCAUCAAUUCGUUGUUGUUUUUGAUCAAUUGUGUGCUCACGCGGCACCCAUUUUGCACAAAGCUUUCUCAUAUCCAAAUAUUCGUGAAUAAUAUGUCCAACACGUUCCUUUGAUAUCUUUAGGGUGUCAGCUAUCUCGAUCAACUUCACUUUACGGUCAUUGAAAAUCAUUUUGUGGAUUUUUUCACGUUUUCAUCGGUAACAGCCUCUUUUGGACGUCCACUGCGUUCAUCGUCUUCGGUGCUCAUAUGACCAGUACGAAAUUUUGCAAACCACUUACGAAUUGUUGCUUCGCCCGGUGCAGAGUCUGGAUAACACUCAUAAAGCCAUUUUUUGGUAUCGGCGGCACUUUUUUUCAUCAAAAAGUAGUGUUUCAUCAACACACGAAAUUCCUUUUUUUCCAUUUUUUUUCACAAUAACAAAAGUAGCUUCACUCAAAAUGCAAUAUUUCACAAACUAAUAAUCAGACAGCUGUCAAAUUUAUACACGUAUCUUUUGAAGGUUGGUACUAACUGAAAAUGGUAUGGAUUUAAUUCUAGUGGCGCCCUCUCAUAGAAACGAUACGAACUUUUCAGCCGAUCUGUUAGAAUAAUUGAUACAUGUACUUUAUCUGUUAAAUAGAGCUUUCGGAUGAUUUCAAUAUGUUACUACAAUGAAUCAACUAUUUCGUCUAAAUCCUAUUCACUCGUUUAUAUUGUAGAAAUCAAUUUCGUUUAGUCAAAAUUAGGGAAGUUUUUAUUCGUUCCGCGAUAGCAAUUAAAAUUUUCCUAGAAUAAGACUAUCCGGGAUCUCAGUUUCGGAUAUUGUUGAAACGUUCACUCGGGAAGUCCAAGACUAGUAACCAGGGGUUGUCUGUCGUUCAAGUUCUAGUUCGUUUUGAAUGUUCGAAUAGUAAUAUUAGGGAUGGCCAAUGUUACAACAGAAAAAUUUUUCAUUUUCAGAUAAUUUCUACAUUCAUUCAAAAAUGACUGAAAUUAAAAAAGUACACGAUGAUUACAGAAGAGAAGUCCUGUCACGUAUGCAAUUUCUGCUUGACACUACCAAAUGGACUGAUUGUCAGUUUCUAGUUGGACAGGAACCUAACAUUGAAACAUUUGACGCUCACAAGCUGAUCCUAUCCUUGGCCUCACCGGUAUUCGAAACCAUGUUUCACGGUGCUUUAGCUGAGCCGGGUAACGUGCCGAUUCGCAUUGUGGAUGUGAAGCCAGAGGUAUUCCGAAAGCUACUGCAGUACAUGUACACGGACAAAAUAAAUCCCGACUCGUUCGAUGUAUUCAUGAUUUAUUUGGCAGCCCAAAAAUAUAUGCUCUCACAAGCGAAAGAACAAUGCAUUGCAUAUUUGGCAAAACACAUCGAUCUGUCUAACGUUUUCGAUCUGUACGAUUUCGCAACAUUCCAUGACGAACCUGUUCUAAUACAAUCUUGUCAAUCUGUGAUGAUCCAACGUACCGAUGAACUACUGCGUGAUCCUAGCUUCCUAGAUAUUAAACUUAGCACAUUUAUAAUGAUACUGAAUCAGAAAAAUCUUAACAUCAGCUCCGAGUUGUACCUAUUCAAAGCCCUCAAGGCGUACGCAAUUAAGCAUGGAUUGACGCGAACGGAUCAUUCGAAUCAAGAAAACGAUCAAUCGAUUGAUUCUGCUGAAGGUUCUCCGGGUGAAAAAGUCGAACGAAUGAAACUGAAUCCAAAGAAACCAACAAUCGACGAUGCGCUCUACAGAAUUCGAUUCCUAACAUUACCGCCACAGGAACUUGCUCCUGAAUUGAUUGCAACGAACGGUCUUCUAACGUUACCCGAAAUUGGCGCUAUUCUAAUGAACUGUUCCAUGAAGAGAAGUGAUUUUCCAAUACCCCCUGGAUUUUCAAAUUGCCGAAAGAGGAGAGUACCAGUUCAGUGCGUCGUCGGUACAUCUUUAUCGAAGCUACCGACUUCUGCGUGAAAAAGUAAUAUUAAACAUUUAUUGUCGAAGAAGACAACUCAUUACCAUUUGAAGAAAUUGAAUAAAUUGUUUUGUUGAAGUUACACAAGCUCGUUCUUUUUGCCCUCCUUAAAACCUUAGGAAUUAGUAAUUGACGUAGACGCCGGAUGUAGGGAAAGUAUCCCAAUCCUUAUCUACUUAGCUUUAUGAUUGCAGUCUUUGAAAAUUGUAGCUAAGGACAAUCUGUAGAUGUGAUGGUCUUGAGUCCACCUGAUAUUUUUCAACCUAUCAAAUUUUGUUUUCGGUGUCAAACACAUUGAAUGACGCAAUAGGCUUUAGCGUCUAGUAUUAUUCCCAGUAUACGAACGGAAUUGGUAACACCUGGGCUAAGUAUGCUCUUUCCACUCUUCAAUGUAAAAAAAAAAAAUACUGCGGUAAGUAUUUUCUUCCUACACGGAUAGAAGAAAGACAAAACACAAUUUAUGUUGAAUAGAAUUCACAAUAAAAGGUAAGUAUCAAAAAAACACUCAUAAGGAGAUAGCAGAUAAUUAUUUAAUUUUGAACUAAAACUUUUGGAAUUACUCUACUCUGAACCUGUGUAAAGUCAAGAUUGAACUUACCAGAAAUUGAUGAUGAUGAUGGUCCCACCUCAUACCCCUACAAAGGUGUGAGCUGAACGAGUUAUCUAAGUGAUAAUUAAUAUUAUUACAUGCUUUAACCAGUAAUCAAAAAUUGAAACGAGCUGGUUAACUUAGCAGGCAUAGAUAUUCCUUCGAUAGAGCAGCUGAACAAAAAGAAAUUACUAUACUACAUUAUAUAUUACAAUUACUAUCCAGGGUUGAUCAAGAAAAUUUCCAACCCGGGAAGAUCCUUGAACAAAUUAGGAAUCGAACCCAAUAUCUCGACCAGUAUCAGACAAUAAUUCACCAGGCCCCUCCCGCCGGACCAGUUCAUCGUUAUCACCACCAGCUACGAUGGAAUAACGAGACUGCGAAUGAGCAGAGCCAAGCCCAAUUUCAUCAACAACUGUAGAUCCCAGCAUAACUCAAGAAAAUCAUAAUUGGUCUCAAACAAUAACAUCUCUUAAUUCAGCCUUAUUCCAUUUCUAGAUUGUCUUUGACUGCUUUACGCGCGCGGGCUCAAACUUUUGUAGACAACUCAUUUACUUUUUAUCUUUAUCAACUCUAAAAUACUAAUAACAAAAAAAAAUCCAUCAUCAUCAUACAGAUCAUAAUAACUUCUAACAUCUACAAAAAAUAGUGAUAAGUCAAAAUACAUUCUUCUUCAUUUUACAUAAUUUUAAAGAAAUCAAAUUAUAAUAUAUAUUUUAAAAUCGGUUCAUAAGACAGAUUUUACAUGUGAAAUACAUAAUUGUUUGAAUUCAUUUAGAGUUGUAGCACGUUUAAUUUGUCUGGGCAUCGAAUUGAAAAAAUUUAUUCCUUUGUACAGUAGCGAAUUCUGUGAUCUGCCUAAUAGAAAGUUUGGUGUUCUUACAUCUGAUGCAUUUCUGGUAUUAUAUCUAUGUAAAUCACUUCCUCUCUCAACUCGAUCACACAAAUAUCGAGGCAGCAUACCAUUUAUUAAUUUAAAAAUUAACACCAUUGUUAAGUAAUAAAUUCUUUGUUUGACCGAAAGCCAUUGUAAUGCACUCAGCAGAAAAGUAGAGGAAGUGUAUCUAUUACAUUUAAGUAUCAAUCGCAUGACUUUAUUUUGCAGUCGCUGUAAUUGCAUGAUUUGUGUACUAUUAGCAAGAAACAGAAUGGAUGGACAGAAGUCAAUAUGUGGUGAAAUGAUUGAUUUAUACAGAAGAAUUUUACUACUGAUCGUUAAAUCAUUUUUCAAACGACACAAUACUCCGUACUUUUUGGCAAUCUUCCUGAUCACGUUAUUAAUGUGAGAUUUGAAUGUUAACUUUUCAUCAAUUACGACUCCAAGGUACUUCAUCUCUCUAACGCGUUCAAUAAUCUCACCAUCAAUUUCAACGUUAGCAUCAUGUCUAGUGCUCGCAGAAGAAAUAACCAUGUAUUUCGUCUUUGCGACAUUCAAUUUCAAUUGCUUGAAUUUUAACCAACGUGCUAGAGAAUGUAGGUCUUCGUUUAAGUGUGCAACAGCUUCAUUAUAAUCCUUAGAUGCAAUAAACAGAACCGUAUCGUCAGCAAAUAAAUUGAUAUCACAAAACCGUAAAACUCGUUUCAUAUCAUUAAUAUACAUAAUAAAUAAAAUUGGUCCUAGGACACUGCCUUGAGGCACUCCAAGUGAGUUAUCUAGAGAACUGGACACAAAAUCGUUAAAUACAGUCUUUUGUUUUCUAUCAUAUAAAUAGCUUUCAAACCAUUUGUAUGCUACUCCUUCAAUGCCAAAGCGUUGUAGAGUUUGUAACAAUAAAGGUCUUGAGAUUGUUUCAAAAGCGCGCUUUAGAUCCAAGAACACUGCAAGAAUAAACUCUUUAACUUCGAUUCUCUCUUUCCAUUUUGCUAAUACCAGAUUCAAAGCGGUUUCGCAAGAGUGUCCCUCUCGGUAUCCAGAUUGUUCCGGCAUUAGCAAAUUAUUACCGUUCAAAUAGUUCAUCAACUGGUCCUUAACUACAUGUUCCAAUAUUUUCUCCAGCGUGUGCAACAUGUUGAUGGGACGGUACUCUUCGGCUUUAUCCGUUCCAGCAACUUUGGGAAUAGGAAUAACUAAUGAUUCUUUCCAAACUUUCGGUACGUGCCCAGUUUGUAUCGAUUCAUUUAUCAAGUUUAGAAGAUCGUGUCCGAUAACAUGAAAGCAAUCUUGUAUCACCUUUGCGUUGACAUUAUCGAUACCAAAUUAAAACAAAUAUCUCUUAACUGUCCAAAAGUGAUUGGGUGAAACCCUUCAAAUCUGCAAUUGUUAUUUAUCGACUGUGUUAUUUCACUAGGUUCACUGACCUGAUCAAUACUCUGAUUGAUCAGUUGAACACUGUUUAUGAAAUAACUGUUCAAUUUUUCAACUAAGGUUUGCUCAUACCGUUCUUCUAUCCCAUUAAAACUCAUGCUUUUCGAAGAACUAUGUGUUGGGUUAAUCAUUUGUUUAAGGAUUUUCCACAACUCCUUGCUAUUUCGUUGAUGUUGAUCGAUCUUCCUCUGGAAAUAUUCACAUCUAGUCUUUUUCAAGGCUCGUGAGUAUAUAUUCCGAGCAUUCGUGUAUCCACGCCAGUGAAUUUCGUUGUUAGUUCUGCAAAACGUUUUAUACUUUUUAUCCCUCUCUCGCUUCAACUGUAAAAGGUCUAAAGAGUACCACCGGCUCGAGUUAGUCAAGCUAACGUAUUUCUCAGAUACCAAGCAACUAGUACACCUUUUCAACACGUCAGUCAGAACAGUCGCUCUGCUAUCUAAAUUUCCAGCUGACUGCGUAAAUUCCAGGCUUCUUGAUACCAGCUGAGAUAUAGCUUGGCUUGAGUAUUUUUUCCAGCAUUUUAUUUUAAUUUUCUUUUCUUUUAGUAUGGAACCUCUCGUCAAGUAAACUGAGAUUGUUUCAUGAUCCGAAAUCUUAUAAUAUAUACCAUCAAAAUUUGAAUACACGUGAUCUAUUAAAGUUCUACUAUGUCUGGAAAUUCUCGUGAAUUCAUUCACAGUUUGCUUGAGGUUGAAGAAUUCUGACAACUGUUUCAAAUGAUUCGAAUCUUGGUCCCUGAGCCAGUCAAUAUUGAAAUCUCCUGAAAUUAUGUUCAAUUUACUGAAAUCUAAGAAGCUUUCCCACCAGUUUUCUAAAAUUUCCAGAAAACGACGGUCACUUGAACUAGGAGAAUGAUAUACAACUCCAUAAUUUCCCUGCUGCAUGCCUCUUUCAACUGAUAUGCCCAAAAACCAAUUAUUUUCAAUCAUUUCGUUUGAUCGAAUGCUGAACUUAAUCGAUCCUCUUGCGUAAAUUGCUACUCCACCGGUAUGUCUUGAAUGCGAUAAGCAAUAAGCAACAGCGUAACCAGGAAUACCCAGCUGAUCAAAUGCACUGGAAUCAACUAUAUGUGUUUCCGAUAGCAUUACUAACAAGGGCCUUCUAUCCUCUACAAGAUGCCGCAUUGCGACAAAGUUAGUAGACAAACCGGCUAUAUUCAAAUACAAAAUUUCCGAUAGCCUCCUGUCAGUUAGUUGCUAUCCACUAGACAAAACGUUUUUCUUUUUCGAUUCAAGCAGCCUACGGUAUACUGGACACUGUUUACUGAAUGCCGGAUGAUUUAUGUCCAAAUUCAUUCUACGUUCCGAGUUAAUUUUUAGACAAUUUACGCAUUUAAAAUCAGUUGAAGAGCACUCAGAAGUUUUAUGUGCUGCAUUACAUCUAGAACAAAACAUCUCAGUACAUUAAAGGCCUCGUAAAUAGAACACUUAUCCCAUCCAAUACUAACCGUUUGGGCUGCCAUCAGAUUGCUAUAAGUGUUUUUAUCAACCUCUAUUAUUACAUUAUAUUUGUUAUAUCUGAAGCGUGGAUUUUCAAAAUUAGCAACAACUUUCACAUCUUCGAUCGCAACGCCCUCGUUCUGACUUCUCAAAAGAUCGAUGAAGACAUCAGAGGAAUAUCGAUCACUCAUCCCCACUAUUUUAAUUUUUGGUUUUCCGGGUGUGGGUAUAACAGCACUGUAGUUGGCACCCAAAUUGCCUUCAAUGUUCUCUUUCACUAAUUUAAUAUCUUCCCCGGCUGCACACUCAACAAUAAUCGAGCCAUCUUUACCGUUUUUAAAGUUACUAAUCUUAUGUGCUCUUGGAUCUAGCUUGUCUUUUAAAAAUUUCCUUGUAUCAUCACUCGUUUGUGAUGUCUCGACUGGCUUUAUCAAAAUGACCGAACGAGUCUUACUAUUUUUAUUAGUUUUGUUCUUAUUUGUAAAUUUUCCAGACAGAACAUUCGCAUAUGUCAUUUUAUUAUUUUUAUUAAAAACCUCGUCAUUAUUUUCAAAAUCGUUAAUGUCCAUACCUGUCGAUUCAUCUUCAUUAUCAGUCAUUAACUUUCUUUUUCGUCUAGGAUUACCAUCAGACUCAGAGUAAGUCUUUCUUCCUACAACAACUUUUUUUCUGUUCAUUACAUCCAAUUCAUUAUCAUUUCGCUUAAUACUCGAAAUCAAGAAACCUUUCAAAUCCUCCAACUUUCUGGCCACACUGUUUUCCAAGCAUGUCAUUUUACUCUCAAGAGUAUCAUUGUAGGAUUUAAUCAGUCUCUCAAUUCCGUUCUCCAAUGCGAUGUUCAUCUGCGAUAUGAUGCUCUGCCGCUCACCAGCAAAUGAUUCCGCGAUGGAUGUUAGUUUAUCCAUCUCCUUCCUCAUAUCGCUACUGAACGAAUGAUCACCACCACCAGAUACCACAUUAGAUGCACCUGAAAGACAUUCUCCACAUUUAUACAAAAGCAUCGGAGUUUCGGAAAGCCAGUUCACCAUUGCCUUCGUAAGGUUUGAACACUUCUGAUGAAAACCAUUAUUACAAAAAGAACAUACUAUCCGAUCCGAUACUGUUAGCUUCUCUUUGCACCUGCCACACUCACCCAUCAUUUCUGCGCAAACCAAACGGUCCGAGACAGCAGAAGGACAAAUAAACAGAAUGCAAAAACAAUACACAUAUCAUUCAAUUCACCCGAAACGACGCCUUUUGUUCAGGCGAACGCUGAACGGGAAUAAUUAAAUCGAAAUAGCACCAAAUAUAGGCAUGCACAGAAAAUGCACUCUACUUAUCUGAAUAAAAUACAGUCUCGCACUUAGUGUUGCACUAAAUUCUUUACAAAAAGUAAUGUAUUUCACAUAAAUUCUAUCACAAUUUGAUUCGGCACAAUAGAUGCACAAGUUAUCAUGAUCGUCACUCACCAGGAAAAUAUACACGGAAAAUUAAAAUUCAUGUCAGUCUCCACAUGAUCAAGCGAAGUUUUUCGAGAAAUCAAGCAACAAACAACACAGGAAAAAAUAAUGAAAUUUCCACGACAUGUAAAUCAAUAAUAACAUAGAAUAGACAUGGGUUGAAACGAAAGCUUGAUUGAAAACCAUCAUCGAUGCUAAACAGAAUUGAAUUGCAUUGAAUUUUCAAUAAAUUGAGCUGUAUCUUCCAAAUAACGCUUAGUUUUGCGAUUAAAUUAUAUUGAAACGUACAGAAUUGUCAAGUAACUUUAUGUUUAAUUGCCUGCUCCAAAUAUGUGCAUGAAAAAAAAUGCAAAUUCACAAAAUAUUUUUAAUCUGUGAAGCGCUUAGUGCAACCAAUUGUGCAAACCCUGAAUGCCAAACUGGGCGAAAGAUAACCGCAAUUGGGCGAAUAGGAUAAAACAACGUAUUGGUCGUCGGUUCGAGUGAAGCGUGUCUGAUUGGGAAACAGUACCGGUAUAGUUCAACGCACUGUUGAACAUCCGUUAGAAGUGAAUAUUAUGAAAUUAACAAACCAAGUCGAGAGCUGAAAAUUGAUCACUUAUGACUGAACACCAAACUAAAAUCCUAAUAGUUUAGAUUCAAACCAUGUUACUAUGAAUCGGUCGAGCAGAUUUUUGAACCUGAUAACAGAAAUUGAACAACGAUCUGAAGCUUGUCUGACACACCUAGAAAUGGUUAUCACAAUCUUCCGUCGCAAUACCUGACGAAAAUAUCUGAGUAGCUAACGUGAAGGAGAAAACCCUGUUCGAAAUGGCGUGAAUUAAAAUUAAGUGUGUGAAAAUUGGUUCAGUGAUUUCUGAAAAUAAACAAUGGAACUUAGCCAUUAAGAAGAGUUUGACAACAGUUUCCACUAUUUUCGGAAUCAGGAACUGGGGAAUUCUGUUUGUUUAGUCAUCAAUUAAAAUAAUCUACAAACUGUUUUGUAUUGUAGCUUAAAUUUCAGCGAUUUUUUUAAAGAUAAUUUUUUAGGACAUACGAUUUUGGAACAGGGUAACCAGGGUAGAAAAAACAGUCGUUUUUAUUAUGAGCAAUUCCGGAAAUGCAUAGCAGAUCAUCAGACUCGACCUUUCCGAUUUGGAUGUAAUUUUGCAAAUGGCUUCAGUAUGGCAAACCAUAAGCUUUGAACCGAUGGAGAGGUCAAUCCGACUCACGACUGAUUUUAAAAAAGGGGGUAUGUAUUUGUGCAUUUCACAAAAACUGCCUUUUUCAAAUCGUUGUAACUCGGAAACCGUUAAUUGUACAAAAAUGGCGUUAAGGAAGAAGUUAUAGGGAACCGAUUGGGCACUCUAAAAAAAUAUACACGGAAAAAAAUUUUUGAUUUUUUUCUCAAUAUUACAAAAUAAUCCGUAACAGUUAAAUAAAAAACCUGUUUUAAUCCACCUAGUGGUGUAAUGAUGCCUUUCUCAUAUCAAUCAUACUAUCAUAUAUAAUACUGUGGUAUUCUUCAAAAUAACUUUUUUCUUCGAUUCUUAAAAGAAUAACCGAAAUCGGUUUGUUUGAUCGUCUACUGAUAAAAACUAUCAAUUGGAAAAGAUUUGAGGUCGAUUUAGAAAACUUUACGGUUUUUCGCUCUUUUCAGUGAUGGUAUAAAAUUUUUAACACACUUUACCCUAUAUUGCCGGAUCCAGAAGUCGGAUCCGGAUGAAAUUCAGGAAUUACGUAUGGGACCACAGGACCUUUCAUUUGAAUCUAGGUUUGUGAAAAUCGGUUCUGCCAUCUCCGAGUAAAGUUAGUGCAAAAAAACGUUACAUACACACAUACGCACAUGCACACACACAGACAUUUUGCGUACUCGACGAACUGAGUCGAAUGGUAUAUAGCACUCGGAGCUUCGGGCUUCGGUUCAAAAGUCCGUUUUCACAGUGAUUGCAUAACCUUUCUAUAUGAGAAAGGCAAAAAGCAUGGUUUUAUUUUUUUUAAUAAUUUUUAUUUUAAAGCUGUUAUUAAACUUUUUCCUGGACGCCAUUUUUGUACGAUGAACGGUUUCCGAAUUAAAACGAGACCCGUAAACUGUUUUAGCUGUAACUUCUUCAUUUUCCAAAAGGCACGGAUGCGAUAGUCAUCAAUCUGUAGGUUUUAAUAACAGCUUUAAAAUAAAAAUUAUCAAAAAGAUGAAAACCAUGCUUUUUUUUAUUUAACUUUUUCUGAUUAUUUUGUAAUUAUUGAGAAAAAAAUCAAUUUUUUUUUCAGUGUAUAGUUUUUUAGAGUGCCCAAUCGAUUCCCUACAACUUCUUCCAGAACGCCAUUUUUGUAUAAUUAACGGUUUUCGAGUUACAAUGAUUUGAAAAAGGCAUAUUUUUUGAAAUGCAAAAAUACAUACGCCCUUUUUAAAAAUCAGUCGUGAGUCGGAUUGACCUCUCAAUCGGUUCAAAAACUUAUGGUUUGCCAUACUGAAGCCAUGUGGAAAGUAUCAUCCAAAUCGAAGAAGGUCGAUUCUGAUUUUGUCACUUUUUCGUCUACUCAUUCCUGGAAUAGCUCUUAUAUUAAUUAUUAGAAAACUGUUAGAGCCAUAUACAACCUAAACACACACACACACACCACACACACACACACACACACACACACACACACACACACACACACACAAGCGAGAUUAAUUCUCAAAAUUCUAAUUUUCUCUCCGAAUAUCACAAAAUUUACAGGGAGUAGAAAGAAACAAAGUUAGUUUUGGCUUCCUUCAUUCAAUUCAUUUAGCCUUUAUAACCAGAUGUGCGAGAUUUGGCUUCAACCCCUGUCAUAAGGUUCUGCACGAUCACAGAAUCCAUUACUUUUUUUGCAUAUUAACCAAUGCUUUCGUAAUUUCUGCUAGCUUCUUCACUACUUUAGGAUAUUUUUGAAGGUGCUCCUUCAUAAUGGCCCAGUAUUUUUUUUUUCUAUUGGACGCAGUUCGGGAGUGUUUGGGGAGUUCAGAUUUUGCGACACCACUCUAGCAUGCCGUUACUGUAGUGGCAUGAUGCCAAAUCCCGUCAGAGGACAGUCAAAUCGUUGUGAAACUUCAGAAGAAGAAGAAGAAGCCGGUUUUGGAGACACUUUCAAUAAGUUUUCAAAAAGUGAAUUUCAUAAACUUCUCAUCAUUUUUUGGUUUUACUUGCACGUUGUUGUUUCGUAUUGCGGUGGUGUGAGAAAUGCAUUAAUGCAAAAAUUAAAUGUAAAAAGUUGACACGAAUUUAUGUAACAUUGGGUUUUUUGUUGAAAUAGUAACGAGUUGAAUACAAUAAUAUGGGUAUAGGUAUAAGAAAUCGCGGUUUUGGAACAGGAGUACAGCGAUCACUAGUUACUGUUGUUGAACGGUUGAUCUUGUCUUUGGUUAUUUAAAAGAUAUUUUUAUUCAGGCCUAUUUGCGUACAAGCUUUACGUGGCCGAUUGAGCCGAUUUUUUAAACAAAAAUUUUUUUGUAUUGGAUCUCGUUAUCACCCUUUUUCUAGGAGGAGAGGAGCUUCCAUUUCCCUCCUGCGAGGAUUGAGGAGCACUUUGUUCGUGGCUCGUCUCGUGAUCCAUUGCCACAUCUGUGGUAUUGUUGUAGAUUUCCGUCUUCUUUUCGUUGCUAGUUGCUGUAGAUGCGCCUUGUUGUACAUUGUUGCAGUUGCUGGUUGGUUGGAGGGUAAGUUGUUAAUAUCAGCUGGUGUACUUUGUUCUAUAGGAGAUACGUUGGAUGGUUUCGUUGAAGGGGAUGCUUCACUGUUGUUGGUGACUGUCACAGGUGUACUGGGGUUGCUUGGGCUUGGUGUGAAGGAAGCACCGUUGUCCUUUGGUGUGGUUGUCUCCUUAUCCAGUUUAUCACAUGGCUUACCGUAGUGAACAGCUUUUUUGGUAAUAUUGACAUGUGGCCAUCUGAUUGUCAUAGGUAACAAGUGAUUUGCACGGGAUUCCUGACCAAAAGUCACAUAAGAAGGUAUAGACCUCUUCAAGCGCAUGCGUAACAAACGUACACCAUUCAGAAUACCGGGGGAAAAGUUCUUCCACUUUUCUUUUUCGAUAGAGAGAAUCUGGGGUAUAGUUUUGCGAAUAUAAGGAUCGAUGACGCUUGAAGUAAAAUCAUGCACACGCACUUCUAUAGCACUUUCUUCCAUAUAUACUGGAAUGUUGUACUUAAUGUUUUCGUGCUCCACAUAGUGUACAUUGUUAUUGUUUUUUGCGAAUUGAAUUGCAUCCAACUCUUUAUAAAACUGGAUGUAAACAACAUUAUUCGUCUUAUUGCAUUGAAGUAAAUGCACACUUUUAAUGUCAAGAUGCAUUUGCUCCUUAAGCAAACCUUCAAGCCGUGUGGCAUCCGGCGGAAUUAUUUUUUACCAAGAAUUGAUCCACUGGUUUCCUAUUCCAUGUCGUAAAAGGCCACAAAAAUAGGAACUCCUAAGUCAAGGUGUAUUUCCAUGCCGAUGGCUGAAUGGCUGCAGGAGGUUAAACAUUGCAGUCGUGAACGGAAUAUCUUGGGCUUUUCCCUUACUGGAUACACGCAAUGCUUAGCAAUCAACUUCUUUGAUCAUCGCUUCGGCAGGCCAGAGAUUAGAAAGCUGAGUGUCUGUGGGUGUCCUCAAGGUGGUGUACUAUCCCCACUUUUAUGGAACCUAGUCGCUGAUAGUUUGUUAAGGAAACUUAAUAACCUUGGAUUUCCGACUUAUGGUUUUGCCGACGAUUAUCAUAUAUUGAUGACCGGUAUAAGCAUUAACACUCUCUUUGAUUUAAUGCAGCAAGCCCUGCGAUCUGUUGAACAAUGGUGUUGUCAGGUUUGGAUUAUCUGUAAAUCCGGGCAAAACAUCAAUGGUGCUUUUCACUCAUCGUAGGAUAAUUACAGGAGCUCGUCCGUUGCAGUUCUUUGGUUCAGGGGUCACUGUGGUCGAUCAAGUUAAAUACGUCGGGGUUAUUCUUGACUCAAAACUGAAUUGGUCUGCUCACAUUGAUUUCAGGAUUAAAAGAGCUUGCAUGGCUUUCGGCCAAUGCAGACGAGCUUUUGGAAAAUCAUGGGGACUCAAACCCAGAUAUAUUCAUUGGAUCUACACAACUAUCGUUAGACCAAUUUUAGCAUAUGGAUGUCUUGUAUGGUGGCAGAAAGGAGAAGUCGCGACAGUUCAGUCAAAGCUAAAUCAUCUCCAAAGGAUGGUCCUAAUGGCGAUGACAGGAGCAUUCACGACAACUCCUACUGCUGCUCUAGAGGCGCUACUGUGUAUUAAACCACUACAUGUGUUCCUAAAACAAGAAGCAUUAUCUUGUGCAUACCGUCUUAGGGUUACAAGGCUUUGGAACAGUAACCCAUUAGAUUAUGCUACCAGCCACACUCGCUUGUGGUCUCAAAUGGUUACGUGGGAUGAGUAUUUACUCGCUCCUAGUGACCUAACUCUCACAUGCAGUUUUCCUUUUAAAACAUUCAAUGUGAGCUAUCCUCUUCGUUAGGAAUGAUUGUCUGGUUGUCUGGAACGACAACUUGAUGAACACAUAGUUUGUUUUACGGACGGUUCUCUGUUGAAUGAUCGUGCUGGUGCUGGUAUCUACUGUCGUGAAAUAGGCUGGAGCAGUCUCAUUCACUUGGUAGAUACUGUACUGUGUUUCAAGCAGAAAUCUACGCAAUUCUGUGUGGAGUACAAUCGGCACUUCAGCAGAGGAUCUGUGGUAAACGUAUUUAUUUUUGUUCCGACAGUCAGGCAGCCUUAAAAGCACUCAGUUCGAAUGACUCACGGUCGAAUCUAGUGAUCGCAUGUCGAACUCAAAUUGAAGACCUCAGCAUUUCAAAUGCUGUUUACUUCAUAUGGGUACCCGGCCAUUCUGGUAUUACUGGAAAUGAAUGGGCUGAUGAGUUGGCUAGAGCUGGUGCAACGAAUGAUUUCGUUGGUCCUGAACCAGCUUUACCACUUUCAACUAGUUGGAUAAAGCACAAGAUACGUUCUUGGGCUGCAUCCAAACAUGCCGGCUACUGGCGCAGCUUGCAAACUUGCGCUCAGACAAAAGCAUUUCUACCAGAUUUAAAUCUGAAAAUGUCAAAGUGUCUACUGCAUUUCUCCAAGUAUCAUUGAAGUAUUCUGGUCAGAGCUCUGACUGGACAUUGCAAACUCAAUUAUCACAUGGCUACUAUUCAACGUGCUGAGUAUUAUUCGUGUGAUUUGUGUGAAUGAGAUUAUGGUACUUCAUAUCAUCUGAUAUGUAACUGUCCCGCAUUGACGCAGCUACGUAUCCGGGUUUUUGGUUCUCCAUACAUGGUUGAGUCUGUGUAUGCGGAGCUAAAAUUGAAAGAUAUUCUCUCGUUUCUCACCCAAUGUGGUAAGGAGCUAUAGUCAGAAGGGUUCAUCGUUCUUCCUGGAGUGAAUGAAUCCCUUCUGUAUUCACCUUAAAUAGGGUUUGGCAGAUUGUUUGGCAUCCUCUGGGGGGUACCGCAUUUACUUCUGCUCGUACAUACUGCGAGUCGUUCUGCAUUCUUCCGGGAGUGCAGAAUGGUGUCGCUUUUGUAAGAUCUCUAAAUCCUCUCGGGGGUUGGAGGUUUUAUUAACAGCAGACUGUUCGGGACCUCGUAGAGGUUCAGAAUUUCCUUCUGCUUCCACUAAAUGUGAUCCUCAGCAGAUUGUUCAGCAUCCCUUAGGGGUGCAGAAUUUACUUCUGCUUUUAUGUGUUUUUGUGUCGUCAAUUUUUCCCAUCCUCCUAGUCCAACCCUUACCAUUUCCUUUCAAUCCUUCCCUCUUAUAUAUCGGGAAAAUGAUGCUAAAAACAAAUUGAUGGCAAGGCACAAAUCUCCAAAUAUCAAGGGGAACGUGCCAUUUGAGCCAAUUUGUUCUGAUUCCUGAUUCCUGAUAGACCUCUUCAAGCGCAUGCGUAACAAACGUACACCAUUCAGAAUACCGGGGGAAAAGUUCUUCCACUUUUCUUUUUCGAUAGAGAGAAUCUGGGGUAUAGUUUUGCGAAUAUAAGGAUCGAUGACGCUUGAAGUAAAAUCAUGCACACGCACUUCUAUAGCACUUUCUUCCAUAUAUACUGGAAUGUUGUACUUAAUGUUUUCGUGCUCCACAUAGUGUACAUUGUUAUUGUUUUUUGCGAAUUGAAUUGCAUCCAACUCUUUAUAAAACUGGAUGUAAACAACAUUAUUCGUCUUAUUGCAUUGAAGUAAAUGCACACUUUUAAUGUCAAGAUGCAUUUGCUCCUUAAGCAAACCUUCAAGUUUCCGUAUCGAAGGUCGAAUUUUGCACUGCCUGAAGUCAACAAUAAUUGUAUUCUUUCGGUCCGGCGGUAGCUUUUGUUCGUUUGGUUCACUCAUUUCGAGAUCGUUCUAUUGUUCACUACACAAUACUGUACUUGGUUUCUUCCGUCCCGAACGUAAGCGGUUUUGUUUUAUCGACUGACUUGGAUGAUAUGUGAAAACGAACUCCUUGUCUUUGGUUGAAUAUGUCUUUAUGGCAAUGACAGUGCAGAGUUGAUCGUAGUAUGCAGGUAUUUCAUAAAACUGGCAUGUAAUCAGCGGAUUCUCAUAGAUAACCAACGUUUUACAUGGAUGUGACGCGCUCCGACCACAAAUAAUUGCUGCCGGUCUAGCUUUGCUGUGCUUGAAAUCAAUACAAAAAAUGAAAUUGAUCGCAAAGGGCAAGUUUCAGGCCUUUUGCAUUUGCUUAUUUUGAAUACACUAUUGUUCGCUACACUGUAUUGUCUUUGUUUUUUUGGUCGUCUCGUCCGUACGCGAUUUUCGAAUGUGUCGGACACGAACUGACGGAAAAUACUGGCAAGUUUUCUUGUUUUCAUUUUUGAACGCCCAUUUCGUCCAUUCACGAAAAAUAUUCCUAGUUUCGGUUUUGCCUGUUAUGCUUUGUGCGAUGAUUCGUUCAACUCAAGCGGUUAGCAUUUUUCGUAAAUUUUUGGGAUUACAAUCCACCCUAAAGGGUAACUUACAAUCCUCGGAAAACAGCGAUUGUUGAAAAACGCAAAAGCAGUUUUCUCUUAAACAUUACGAUAAUCUGGGGGUGUGAGGGUGGCAUUUCGAACGCUUUUUUUCUGGAAUUUUUGUUACCGGAACUAAUACGAAAAUUGGUGCCGUUUUUUUACGGAUAGCUUAACUUGGUCUAAUAUGCUAGGGGAAGGCCGCCGAGAGAAAAACACGGGCCCGGGGGAAUUUCAAUACGGGGGCCCCCUUCGAAACCUCAUGAGUAAAAAAAAAAAGGUCCCAAGGUACGUUUCAUAAUCUUCGAAUUUCUGGGCCCCCUAAAAAAAUCCGGGCCCGGGGGGAUUUUUUUUUCUUUUAUUUGCAUCUGUAGAAUUUCUAACAAUUGUUGAAUGGCAUCGUUGGCGUCAUAUCUUAUAGAUACGAAAAAUGUAAAAAUGCCCCUUAACCUUCCGGUAGUCGCACUUAACAACAAUAGACUCUCUAAAACCGAAUGGUAGCUCUCGUUUGCCUUGCCGCGAGUGCGACUUCCGGAAGGUUAACCAUUGUGAAUGACAUUUUUUUCGGGAAUAAUUUUAUUCUAAAUUGUUCAUUUUAUCUUCUUUUUUUCUCGUGCAGACAGCUUACCAGAACAACGCUAAAAUUUAUCAGAAGUGUUUCGAAUUUCAAAUUGAUUCAUAUUGUAAAAUUUGAUCGUGCAAGAUGGUGGACGCUCUGCAAGAAUGGCAAGUGACCGGAAAUGUGAAGUCCCGAAUAGGACACUUGCUGAACACAGGCUUAUGGACGGACUGCCAAUUUUUGGUCGGCACGGAGUCAAACUGCAAGUUGAUUGGUGCCCACAAGCUUAUCCUGUGCAUGUCAUCUCCAGUUUUCCAGGCCAUGUUGCGGGGCCAGUUAGCCGAAAACGAAGACACUAUUCAGGUUCCUGAUAUCGAGCCAUUAAUUUUUGAAUGGUUGCUAAAGUACAUUUACACCGAUGAUAUCACCAAAGGAUCAGUGGAUGAAACAUGCAAAUUAUAUUAUGCAGCUGAUAAGUACAUGUUUCCAAUAGUGAAAGAUCAUUGUCUAUCGCAAUUACUCUCGGUUAUCAACGCUAAAAAUGUAUUACAAAUUUACGAGUUUGCAAAAUUCUACAACAAUUCAACUCUAAUUGACAAGUGUCUAGCUUAUAUAGAAAGCAAUGCAAAAACCAUACUGAAUGAUGAGAGUCUCAUGGAGUCUCAGCUGAAUGUCAUCAUCGAAUUGUUUGAUCGCAACUCUCUGUGUAUCGAUAGUGAUUUGGAUUUGUACCGGUUCCUGACCAAAUAUGCGACGAAGCAUCGAUUACUCCCUUUGGAUGAUAUGGAAGCAAAGGAAAAAAAUACGAACGAAAUUGUAGAUUUGAAAAAGUCCGAGAUAAAACUGGACGGGAAAAACGUAGUAAACUUUAGCGAGAAAACACUGGGAAAAUCUUCAAAAAUUGUUGCCAAAUCCGAACAAGGCUUACCAACAAUUUACGAUGCUCUGAAACGUAUUCGCUUUUUGACAAUCAGCGUGAAUAAUCUUGCUGCUGAGUUAUCGAAAAUUAAUUUACUCACGGAUACCGAGGCGUACCAAAUUAUUAUGAAUAUUUUACUUCCCGAGACUGGUUUUCCAAUGCCGGAAGGGUUUAGUACGUCGAAACGCCAAAGAAACCCACGCCGAUCUACGAAUCAUUGAUAUGAAUUUGCUCUUGUAUUGUUAAAAAGAAUUGCUCUUGUAUUGUGAAAGAAUAAUUGAGUCAUGUUUAUUGUGCUACCUACAUAUUGUAUCUCCCAAAUUUUCAUCACAUGAAUUAGUGUCCAAUAAAACCUUGUCAUAAUGUAAAAAAAUAAAUGUAACCAGAAUCGAAAAAAAAAUUACGAACGUAUUUCAUUCGGGGGUUAUCCUGUGUUUGUGCUUAGGGCCGUUCUUACAUUCCUUUAUGUUUCGGCUUAGACUCGUCAGUGCAGAGCAGUUCUAUUUGAACAUAGCUAGUAGUUGUAUCAGCACUUUUCAGUGUUCAUUUUGAAAGGAUUCCCAUCGUACAGUUUCUGCUCAUAAGCGCAGUGGAAUAUGCUUUAAAAUUUUUUUUUAACAAAAUGUUCGAAAAUUCCAGUUACAGUUUGAGAUAGGAAAGUGCUUAUGGAAGUUGCAUAAAUGUUUGUUAUAAAUGUUCGAUAUAGGCAUGGUCUUUAUUGAUAAAUACGGAAAACAGUUUUCUAUCAUUCUGACAAGUUUUGGUUGUUCGGUAAUUUGUCACAUUUAGAGAAAAAAAAAUUCCGGGGAAACAACUCCACUCCUCCUUUAAUUUUUAAAUAUCAGAAUAUAUUUCUUUUGUUGAAGUCUGUGACUGUAUGCGUAUUCAUUUGCAUUUUCCUCAAACCUUUUUAAAGCAAAUAUCAAUGGUUUUCCUUUUCCUGUCCAGCUCCAUCUUUCGGUACAUGAUGAAAUGGCGAAUAUGUUGUGUGAACGUUCUUCCCAAUGGAAGCUACGAACCACCUACCAACCAACUAAGCCGGUCUGAGCAGUACCGAUCCUUUAACGGCAUUCCACGAAGUUUCCUUCUCCUUUCGGUCGCAGUUUUGUAAAUCCUUUCCGUUUUAUCUUAUUUGGUUUUUGUUGUUCCGUGAUAAAGUCCUUACGAUUCUUAUAAUCAAGCCUCUGACAUCUAGCGAAAAAGGCAAGUCCACAGCAAGCUCCUAUUUCAGUUCCUUAAUAUCGUAAUUACCAAAGUUUAAUAUUACGAACAAUUACUGUACGAUGGCAUAUCCGACUUGUUGGAAAAUAACGCUAACUAAAAAUAUCAUCGAAUAAAUCUACACUAUACAUAGCUCUACACGAAGUGUGGGAAUGUUUGAUCAAUGUACAAACAGUGCUAAAAUUAUUUGAAAAAAUAACUGAUAUCAUUACUCAUAUGAAUAGUGGAUGUGGUUAGAAUAUUCCAGUUAGUUUCUGUUUUAUUAUUAAACUAGCUGACCCGUCGAACUUCGUCUCGCCAGAAGACUUGUCAAAAGACUUAGUGGUCAACGUUUCUCUCCAUUAUUUUUCUGAUUAUUUAACUUACAAUCAACGGAAUUCGACACACACUCGCUUUAGCUCAAAAAGAAGAAAUAUCACCAAAGAUUAAUGUGAAAAUAUGUAACACCUCUGUUAAGCAAAAAUUGAACAAAUGCACAGAUAUCAAUUCUGAACAGUCCGUUUUAAGGAAUUACUCAUACGUGAAUGUUCACCCGACAGAACAAACUUCAAAGCAGUUUCUUGUACACGAAAAAUUUUUAUUUUUGUGUUCGGUAAUAAUUUUUCCGGCAACGAUCUGUAAAAUAUUAUUUUUACUGAAAGAUACGUAAAAUUUAUCCAACUCACGGUCAUCUGUCAAAGAACUACUGAAUAUCGGAAAAUCCUAUGUAAAAGUUACGAUUAUUUAUUAUUUACUGACACGGUCUGUGAACUCUGAAAUGUCAUUUCUCUUGACGAACUCAGUAAAAGUUUUACCAAUAUCCGGAAAAUUAAUAAAAAAUAAUGAAGAAUUUCAGUAAUCAUCACUAAACAUUUAGCAGAAAUAAAGAUCUGUCAAAAACAACAUUUCGGACGUAAAGGUGUGAAAAUUUCUAGAUUUGUAAAGAAAAAAAUAGUCGUGCGAAUUGAUUGCUUGCAAAAAAUAGAUAAUACUGAUUC